Molecule: messenger RNA, 1685 nt
Organism: Sinocyclocheilus grahami
Lineage: Eukaryota; Metazoa; Chordata; Actinopteri; Cypriniformes; Cyprinidae
Product: translation initiation factor eIF-2B subunit epsilon-like
Exons: 13
Coding region: 194-1681 (495 amino acids)
Biological process (GO): biosynthetic process
Cellular component (GO): eukaryotic translation initiation factor 2B complex
Molecular function (GO): translation initiation factor activity; translation initiation factor binding; guanyl-nucleotide exchange factor activity
Source: RefSeq, a predicted model, not a curated record
CUGAGAAAAGUAACACGUGUCACCUGUCAUCGGCACCUUGAACAACAAUUUCUAAAUGAAUACUGACACUGAAAAACGCGAAUAGACAUUAAACGGACGUUACGCAGUUAAGAGUUAAAACGGGAGAAUUCAUAUUAAAACAUUAAAACGUACUAAUUAGAGAUAACAUCCGGGUCACCAAGCCAGCACAAACAUGGCAGGCAAAGCAGGGAAGCAGAGUCGCCCCAGAAAGGCGGAGAAGGAUGAAGAGCAGCAGCCGCUGCUGCAGGCCGUUCUCGUCGCAGACAGCUUCAACCGCAGGUUCUUCCCCAUCAGCAAAGACCAGCCUCGGGCUCUUCUACCUCUGGCUAAUGUCUCCAUGAUUGACUACACAUUAGAGUUCCUGACCUCUACUGGAGUGCAAGAGACGUUUGUCUUCUGCUGCUGGAUGUCCAGCAAAAUAAAGGAACACUUACAAAAGUCCAAAUGGUGUCGCCCCACAUCUCCAAAUGUGGUGCACGUCAUCACCUCUGACCUGUACCGCUCUCUCGGGGAUGUGUUGAGGGACGUGGACGCCAAAGCUCUCGUCCGCUCGGACUUUCUGCUGGUGUAUGGGGACGUGGUGUCCAACAUCGAUGUUUCCCAGGCUUUACAGGAACACAAACAGCGACGCAAAAUGGAGAAGAAUAUCUCAGUGAUGACCAUGAUCUUCAAAGAGUCUCCGCCUGGUCACAAGACUCGCUGUGAAGACGAUGACAUUAUAGUAGCUAUGGACAGCAAGAGCAAGCGCAUUCUUCAUUACCAGAGAGCACAGGCCUUAAAGAGACUUCACUUCCCUAUGAAUAUUUUCCAUAGUGGAAGUGAUGAGUUUGAAAUUAGGUUUGAUCUUUUGGAUUGUCACAUUAGCAUCUGUUCUCCACAGGUUGCUGAGCUUUUCACAGACAACUUUGACUACCAGACAAGAAAUGACUUUGUCCGUGGGCUUCUAGUCAAUGAAGAGGUUGUGGUGGGUCCAGAUAUUACUCUUCAGGAAGGCACAGUUCUGUCCAUGCACCAUCCAGAUGAAGAGGAUGAUGAAGAUGAGGAUGAGUUCUUGAGCGAUGACGAUGUUGGCCACAGUAAAGACAAAACCAAACAGAAAGUGUUUAACCCAGCAGAGGUUGGUUCAGAGGGUAAAGGAUACAGAUGGAAGACCAGCAGUCUUGAUGACACAGAGGAAGAUGAGCUUGCUGAAUGCAUUUGGGGCCUAGCGUUAAAUCCCGACCCAGAGAGUGACAGUGAAAGUGAGGUCAGUGAGGGAUCACAUGACCUGGGAAGCCACCCUGCAUCACCUGAACUGGAUGAUGUCAAAGUGUUUCAGAAUGAGGUUCAUGGUACGUUACAGAGAGGGCUGGAUGAGAACAUAAGCUGUGACAAUCUGGUGCUUGAGAUCAACUCACUCAAGUACGCCUACAACAUUUCUCUGAAGGAGGUUAUGCAGAUCUUGAUUCGAGUUGUGCUCGAGUUUCCUUUCCACCAGCAGGGGGCUCAGAAAAGCACAGCUCAGUAUUCAUCGCACCUGCUGCCUGAGGAAGGCAUCAUGAGCUGGUUCAGACAGAGCUCCACCACAGACAAGAGCCAACAGCUCCGCAGGAAUCAAGGGCUCUUGAAGUUCAUCCAAUGGCUAGAGGAGGCUGAGGAGUCUUCAGAAGGAGACGAAUGAACAU